Messenger RNA from Dromaius novaehollandiae (emu), 4581 nucleotides. It is a transcript of the gene TPM1, whose product is annotated as tropomyosin 1. Gene Ontology annotation, biological process: muscle contraction; actin filament organization. Bases 270 to 1154 code for a protein of 294 amino acids. The record is from RefSeq and is a predicted model, not a curated record. Gene Ontology annotation, cellular component: actin filament. NCBI's taxonomy places the organism in Eukaryota, Metazoa, Chordata, Aves, Casuariiformes, Dromaiidae. Gene Ontology annotation, molecular function: actin filament binding. The transcript is spliced from 9 exons.
CGCGCCCGCGGAGGGCAGGGCGGGGAGAGCGACGGGCCCUUUCCAAAAAAGUAUUGGAUGUCUGGAGGAAUGCAGGCGGCCCCCCGGGACGGCGCAUAUCUGGGAGGCGCCGCCGCCGCCGCCCGCACUCCGCCGGCCGCCCGCCUCGGCUCCGCGCUGCUCCGCGCCGCUCCGCGGGCGCCGCGGCUGCGAACAGGGGCCGCCCCGGCGCUUCUCCCCGUGCUGCUGCCGCUGCCGGUCGCGGCGCCGCCGCGUAGCCCGCCGCCGCCAUGGACGCCAUCAAGAAGAAGAUGCAGAUGCUGAAGCUGGACAAGGAGAACGCGCUGGACCGCGCCGAGCAGGCCGAGGCCGACAAGAAGGCGGCGGAGGAGCGCAGCAAGCAGCUAGAGGAUGACAUUGUGCAGCUGGAAAAGCAGCUGCACGUGACGGAGGAUGCGCGGGACCAGGUGCUGGAGGAGCUGCACAAGGCGGAGGACAGCCUCCUCUCCGCCGAGGAGAAUGCCGCCAAGGCUGAGAGCGAAGUAGCUUCUCUGAACAGACGCAUCCAGCUGGUUGAGGAAGAGUUGGAUCGGGCUCAGGAGCGCUUGGCCACUGCCCUGCAGAAGCUGGAGGAGGCUGAGAAGGCUGCAGAUGAGAGUGAAAGAGGAAUGAAGGUCAUUGAAAAUAGAGCCCAGAAGGAUGAAGAGAAAAUGGAAAUCCAAGAGAUCCAGCUUAAAGAAGCUAAGCACAUUGCUGAAGAGGCUGACCGCAAGUAUGAAGAGGUGGCUCGUAAGCUUGUGAUCAUUGAGAGCGACCUGGAGCGGGCUGAGGAACGUGCUGAGCUUUCGGAAAGCCAAGUCCGACAGCUGGAAGAACAGUUAAGAAUAAUGGAUCAAACCUUGAAAGCAUUAAUGGCUGCAGAGGAUAAGUACUCACAGAAAGAAGACAAAUAUGAAGAGGAGAUUAAAGUCUUAACUGACAAGCUGAAGGAGGCUGAGACCCGUGCUGAAUUUGCUGAGAGGUCAGUAACCAAGCUGGAGAAGAGCAUUGAUGACCUAGAAGAUAAUUUUCUUUGCUUCACUCCUGCAAAGACAUCUUCAUCAGGUUGGAUAAAACAUCUUUCCAAGCUCUUGGAUGUUUCAUGGGUUCAUUGUUCUGUCUGCUACCUUAGUUGACUCUCUUUCUAGCACCUGUCUCUGAACAUGCUCUUUGUGCUCUGUUGUACAGAAACUCCACAUCUCUCAAUGUAAAAUAAACAUCCCAGCUGUAUCCCUUUUGCUUUUCCCUUGCCUUUUAUUUAUUUAAAUAGCUAUUUCAGUUACUAAUAAAAAAGUUGCUUUUUUCGCCACUAGGGAUUUAACUUUUGUUUCUGUUUUCAUUUUUUCCACAAACACUUCUGCUUGAAUGUUGACAAUGCAAAGCCAACAAUAUCAGCCUAUAGGAUGAGAAUACUAUUUCUGGUAUUUUGAUGUUGAUACUGACCAGUCAUGAUCUCGAUCUUUCUCAAGUUACGAUGCAGAUAAAAUGACGCAUAGAUUUAAUGGGAUUUUUUUUAGGUUGUUAUUGUUGGGCCAAAAUCUGCAAGGACGCUACUCCCUUGGGGUCACUUGGUCGUGAGAGCAUGGCUGAGAUAGCAGUUAAGCCCUUGACAUUAAAUUUUUCAUUUUAGAGUUCAAAUUGUCCUCUUAGUUUGACAUUGAAGACUUCCUGCUUUUUUGGAAAUGUCUGUUCUUUUAAAUCUCUUUCUAGAGAAGCUGAGGGGUAAUACCAAAAGUUCAACACCCUCCCCUCCCCCGAAGUAGUCACUUAACUGUCUUGCAAAAAAGUUUUCCUCUCUGUCACGUGCUGAUUUCUCAGGAAGGGUGCUGCUUGUUACCUUUUUUACAUUAUGCUUUCUCUUGAAAGUUCAGCAGGGAGAUUUCAAUAGCUUUUCAGUCUUGUGCUUAGCUCAGACUUGUGAGUAUGAAUUGCAGAUUCAUACGAAAUGUUUCAAAUCUGGAAUAAGAUACUUGUUAUUACGUUAAUACUGGAAUCAUUCUGCUGCAAACUGAAACAUACUGAUUUCAUGUUUGAAAACCCACACAGGGUUUUCAGUUGAUGUGGCAGUGCCUAAUUAAGUAUGAAACAUUAAAUAUUGACACCUCUUCCUCUUUUGUACUGUUAGUGCAAGUAGAAAUAUUGCAAUUAUUUUAGCUUCAUUUCCUUUGCAAUGGAAGAAGCUAUUUUUCAGUUUACAUUAAAGCAUCAGUCACAAUUGAAUUGACUUAAUAUGCCUGUUACUGUCUUUUUUGCUGAGUUCUGAAGCCACAAUGGCUGAUAAACUCUUAUCACAUGGCAAUUGAGUUUUAAUUUAAUAUGUAGAAUAAUGUAACUGUGGCUUUCUCUUAUCACAUGGCAAUUGAGUUUUAAUUUAACAUGUAGAAUAAUGUAACUGUGGCUUUCUCAUUCGACUUUAAAAUUACUCAACAGUGUAAUUUUGUAAUCUAAUCUAGACUACAUUUCCCCUCCCUUAACCCUGUUCACCAAAUAAGGCUUGAAAAUGGGUCUAUCUCUUCCCCUGCUGCCUUUUUUUUUUUCCCUCGGAUAACUUCAUCUCAUUCCAGCUCUUUAUCCCAUGACAUUUGUUUCUUCCUAAUGUUACUGGGUGUGGGAGGAAACACGAGUAUGGGAUAUAUAUCAACAGUCACAAGUAGUCCAGUUAUUACAGUUCAGUAACUUAUUACAUCUUGAUUCAUGAGUGGUAAUUGUGUUUUUACACUCAGUGUAUUGCAACUGCAAAGUAAAAUGUCUAGUGUGAAGGUUAACCGAGUGUAUUUCAACACUUGUGAAAUGACUGAAGCUGAAUAGAGUUAACCUCACAGUUGCAAGAGUCUAGGGAAACGCGGUCAGUUGUCAGCUGAGCUGGGGUAAUUUAUGCUGCAGCAACUCCAACCUCUGAAUGUAUCGCGUUUGCUUUAUUGUAUCAAUAGUGGGUUUUUUUUCCUCAACUCCCUGCAGUAAUGUUUUUAAGAUGUUAAAAUCCAGUGUAGGGAUGUACUUAAAAAAUAAAUAAAGGGGAAAGGGAGAGUCUUCACAGUAACUCUGACUAUCAACGUUUAAACCUUCCCUUUUCCUUUAAACGUACGCAAUCAUACCUCUGCACUGCAGGGUGAUGAAUUGCUGGAAAGAGUAUUGGAAAUGAGCCACGUAAUGCAGAUAUAGUGGUAGCUCCGUGCAGACCUUGCAGCAGGCCCUGGUGCACACAUUAGCUCCGUGGAGCUGUUUUGGUUUCUCUAUGCAGUGUUUCAGCACUCUGUCACCUUUGGACCUGACGCAUGCGUUACGUCCCGCUGCCCGGAGCGUGGUGGAGGGGGCCAGGCUGGCCCCGAUGUCUGGCUCUCCGGUCUGCGCUGUGUGAGGGUGGCUGCGCCGAGGCCGAGGGGCGCUGGGUCUGCGCCAGGGCUCCUGCACCCAGCCGGCCCGUGGCGGCUCCCGUCAGAGCCCUGCCUCCGUGGUCCGGGUGAGCCGCGGCCCGGCCAGGCUGCGCGUGAUGGAGCCCUGGCUGUGCACUCGGUUAUAAGCGCUUUCCAUGCUGAACAAGGGUUGUUAGUCUCACUUUAGAUGUUAAGAAAUACUGGAAAUCUUUGCCUCAAAGAGAGUAGUUUUCUGCGAUGCAGGUAAGCAUCCGGUUUGUAGUUCAAAUUGUUAUGUAGUCAUGUUUGAGUAACCACUGGGUACGUUUUGCCAAACAAGUCAAAUUUUAGUGACUGGGAGAUCUGGAUGUUUUUUCUAUGUGUGUCUUAGUAUGUGACGUUGUUCCAGUAAGAGAAACAAAAGCCUCGUUAAUGGCCCGAGACCUCAGUUCCGCGAUGUGCUCCGACUUUCCUGAACGGGCCGCUCGAGGCUGGGCACCAUCAGAGCCCUUUCUUGCCCUCUGUGGAGCAGCCCUUACAUUUACUGUCAUGACGCGGCUGUAGGUGUUUGAUCUUCGAAGUGAACUGUCCUGUCAGUUUGCUGUAUUUGGGCAACACAGAUUUUCACACUACUAUUUCAUUUACCUUCAACAUGGUUUUUUUUGUUAUUGUUGUGUUGUGUGGGUUUUUGGUCUUGUUUUGUUUCUGUUUUUUUGGACAGUUUAAAGCCUCUUUAUUAGUAACACAAGCAUGCUUUCCCUGAUGUAAAAAAAAUAAAAUAAAAAUCAGCUGUCAGGUUCCACAGUAAAGAAGUCAUGGAGUUGAAAACUUAGGGGGGAUCAGUGCGGUUCCCGCUCACUUCAGCAAGAGGAGCUGAGGGAGGCUUGCUGGAAGGGGCUGCGGAGUACGGGUUGACUCAAACCCGGCAGUGCUUGGCUGUCUGCUAAGCAAGCACCUCUCUCCUGCAUUAGCCUGGUCAUGAUACAGUCGCUUUCCACCAGCUGAGAUAUGAGGUUCCAACAUAUCUUAAAUAUUUAAAAAGAAAAACAUCAUUCAUAAAACAAGCUUUCUCUGCAUUAUUCAUAAAGUUUUAAGCAGGACUUAGUUCUUCUAGGAAUAUAGCUGUAGUUCUUCCGUUUUUAUCCCUCUUCACCUGUCUCACAGCUGUUCUCCACAACAGGAGUCUUAGCAGGUCCUGUUUAGGUUAUAA